UCUUGGGACGGGAACAUUCUGGUUAGUAUAAACUGAAAAUCAUUUUAUUAUGAUUGGAUGAUUCUCGGAAUACUGCGCUUCUCGCUUGGAAAAUGAUCAGGGAUGGUUGCUUAAUGAAAAUUACAAGGUCCUGGAACAAGGUUCCUACUAAGAAGAAUCCCAACAUUUUGGGCAGAAAUUUGAAUACCAAUCAAGUUGAAGAAACAUCAGCCUGCAGCAGAAGCAGUCAGGGUCCCAGCACAAGUGAUAGGGAGCCUAAAAAUACAAUACAUUAUCAUGAAAACGUUCAAAUGAGGUCCGUUUGUGUGAAUUCCAUGAAAGUAAACCAAGAUGAGUUACAACCAAAGAGCAAUUUAAAAGUGGGUCUUCGCCGCGUCAGAAACUGUUUCUCUCUCUUCACUCCUCAGUCCUCUACUCCUCUGGGGCAGCUGCAGUGCCCCAGCGUCGGUGCGCCUGUGCAGAAGCAAAUAAAAGACAAACAUCAUGCAUUUAAUUCCAAAUCUAAGGCUUCAACAAUGGAUUCCAGUUUGGUGCUUGUUUCAACUACCAUUUCGUCUGUCAAUCAUGUUUCUGAUGUGGAGAUGAGUUCUGCUCUUGACUGUUUGCCUAUGUUGACUGAUUGGGAGGAUGUAGCUUUACUGCCAGCAUCUCAGCCUGAGCAAAAUAUAGAUUAUAUGCCUCUCAUUAGUGACUCGAACUUAGCUACUUCAUUAAAGUCUGGAGAAAGAUUAGUGGUUCUAAAAGAAUCUGAAUUGCUAAGUUAUGAGGACUUUGAAAGCACAGAAGAAACUCCUCAAAAAUCGGAGACCUCUAAGUCAGUUGUGUAUAAGAGUCCACAUACUACUAUUUAUAAUGUAAAAGAAGCCAAAGAUCCAAGGUCAGAUGUUUCUAACUUUAAAUUACCUGAGUGCAAAUCAAGCAGUUUGAACAGUGUUAAGGCCAGUAUGUCUUACCCUUCAGUGCUGGGGAAAUGUCUUCUUUUAGGUGGUCCUAAAAGGAAUCCACCCAGCCCCCCAGUUUUCCCCCCAGCUAAAAAGCAGCCCUUCACUAUUCAUGAAGAAAAGCCUACAUCAUGUGAUGGCUCCCCAGUGAGCUCUCGGAAGCCCCUCUCCUCUGUCUUCACUCCUACUGUUAACCUACAAGGGCCUUGGAAGAGUGGGAAAGUGACACCUCCAUUAUGCAAGUGUGGCCGAAGGUCCAAGAGACUUGUUGUUUCUAAUAAUGGACCAAACCAUGGGAAGGUCUUCUACUGUUGCCCUGUUGGGAAACACCAAGCAAACAGAAAGUGUUGUGGUUAUUUCAAAUGGGAACAAACGCUUAAACAGGAGAGGGCCAACAACACAAGUUGGUCUCAUUCCUCAGGGGCACUCAGCUCUAGUUCUCCAGAAACAGGCCAUGUUUGUGACCAAAAGGGAAAUGUUUCUACUAAAAAUUCUUUGAGACUCAGACCUUCAAUGAGGAAUUGAUGAACUUUAUAUCUAAACUAUGUUUUUACUUUAGUGUGACUUUAAUGUAAAGAGGAAAGCAUAUAUGGCUACAAGUUACGAGAACAGCAUUAUCUGAGCUCUGUAGACUUCACUUGGACUUUUACACACACACACACACACACACACACACACACACACUGAAAAGAGAGACAAAUUUCACAGGCUUCUAAUUUCAGUCACCAGCUAUCUAACUUCUGUCUUUUGUUCAUGUAUGAAUACUGAUUGUUCCUUGAAUUCCCAAACAUGAGUAAUCUUAAAAUGCCUUACGCUAUUUUAUUUAUAUUUCAUAUUUGGCAUUUGCCAAAUUUAUCAUACUUUGAAGAACCACAAGUGAAAUAUUUUGUAAACUGCAUUUAUUAAAUACUGGAGGCCCGGUGCAUGAAAUUUGUGCACAGGUAGGGUCCCUAGGCCUGGCCAGUGAUCAGGGCCCAUCAGAUUCCUGGCUUCCCCGCUUCCUCCUUCCCUCGCUCCCUUCCUGCCCCUCUGCUGCCGCUGGUUGCCUGCCAUGUUCCACGCCGCUCCCUGCUGGUCAGCCCACGUCAUAGCGAGCAAUUAAACUCCCGAGGGGACAAUUUGCAUAUUAGCCUUUUAUUAUCUAUACUAAUAAAAGCCUAGGUGGUCCUCGCGCCCUUGCACGAUGCCCUCAUGUCAUCACAAGAUGGCCACCACAAGAUGGCUGUCAGGGGAUGGCAGUUGUGGGCGAUCAGGCCAGCAGAGGAGGGCAGUUGGGGGUGAACAGGUCUGCAGGGGAGGGCAG
Molecule: messenger RNA, 2244 nt
Organism: Eptesicus fuscus (big brown bat)
Lineage: Eukaryota; Metazoa; Chordata; Mammalia; Chiroptera; Vespertilionidae
Gene: ERI2
Product: ERI1 exoribonuclease family member 2
Exons: 3
Coding region: 93-1466 (457 amino acids)
Molecular function (GO): zinc ion binding
Source: RefSeq, a predicted model, not a curated record